Molecule: messenger RNA, 1206 nt
Organism: Musca vetustissima
Lineage: Eukaryota; Metazoa; Arthropoda; Insecta; Diptera; Muscidae
Exons: 1
Coding region: 1-1206 (401 amino acids)
Source: RefSeq, a predicted model, not a curated record
AUGCAUAAAAGUCCAUUGCGUUUAAACCUUAAACGGGAUAGCACCAAGUCGUACAUUUUAAACGAAGUGAACGGAACAUAUUCUCUAGGUGGCCACGUCGGGCACUUUUUUGAUGAAUUUGCCAAAAUCCAUAACGCUACGAUAACAUUUCCCUGUGGUUACUCCGAUGCCUUGAUAUUUGAUGACCUCUUGGAUAAUAAUACCAUUGAUAUGUCCCAACAGUUAUCCUAUAAUAUCGACAUAAGUGAUAGGGUCUUCAGUGACUCCUAUGAAUUCUUUGACUGGUGCAUAAUGGUACCCAUAGAGAAGCGAAUUCCGAACUAUAUGUAUUAUGCCAAACUUUUCAAUUUUGACAUUUUAUGGCUUAUUUUGACAACGGUUGUGCUCUUGACAUCAUCAAUUGCCUUAUCAUUGUGGUUAGAUGGCAAUACGAUGCGUAUCUGGGAAUCUCUUCUAUACAUCUACAAUGGAGUAUUGGGCCAACCAUAUCAAAUGAUCAAUAAUCCAUCGCGUGUUCGCUGCGCACUCUAUAUGUUAACAUGUCUUGGAGGUAUUAUUCUGAACACAACCUAUAGUUCAUACCUGCAAAGUUUUCAUGCCAGCCCACCCAAGGAGAAGGCCAUCAACACUCUAAACGAUGUCUUGGCCAAUCGAAGGAAAAUCCUAAUGUACAAGGAUGAAUAUGAAAUAAUGGUCAAAUAUCUCGCCCAAUCGAAUAAAAUAUAUGCAAAAGUUAUAAAAACUGUACCAACCUUUUCGGAAUUUUAUAAAUUGCGUGACAGCUACGACACACGUUACUUAUAUACCGUACCCUCAGUGCAGUGGCGUCAAUACGAUGAACAACAGAAAUUCUUUGCCAAAAGGAAAUUUCGUUUAUCCGAUAUUUGUUUUAUGAAAAUGUCACCGCUAAUGAUAACAAUGCAAGCCAAUUCACCAUUUGAAGAGCCCGUUAAUGAAAUGAUUGGUCUUCUGCGUCAGGCUGGCCUUCUCAGGCACUGGCAAUGGAUGGCAUUCUUAGAAGCUAUACAAAGGAAACGCAUAAGUUUGUUGGAUCACAGUGAAAAGAAUAUUUUCGAGCCAAUGAAAUUUGAAGACACUAUAUGGUUUAUGUGUUUGUAUUUGAUUCUUUGUGGUGUGUGUGUUCUAAGUUUCCUAUUGGAAAUUCUUUGGUCACGACGUCAUGACAACCUUGUGGAUGGCGGUUGA